AUGAAUGAAAGCAAUGAAGUUAUUAAGAGUGUUUAUGAAGAUUUAUGUCAAAGCACCCCUGAUUUGACAGAUUUAGAGCCACUUGAGAAACAUUUUGACAGUAACAAAACAAAAACCUGUGACCAACCUUCUACUAUUUCUAAUUCAGAAUCACCAACUCAAAACAUCAAUUCAACUGAUUUUACCCCUCUGAAUGAUCCAUAUUCCACUGAUUCAGACAGUGACUGGACGCCUCCUAAGAAAAGACUUCUGGCGUCAGAUUCACCAACAUCUCCUGUCAUUACUUUAAAUUGCAUUGACGGCAUAGCUGUUACGAUCGAUGCACAGCCAAAUAUAUCUGGCAAUAAUCAAAGAAUCCAAGUGACACAACUAACAGACACCAAUCCUUCAGUAGACAACAACGGCACAGUUAUCAUCAAUCCACAGCCAAGUACAUCUGGUACAAAUCAAACCCAAAUUUCCAAUCCUUCAAGUGAUGGAACAUUUUGUGAGGAGGCAGAAAUAACGAAAAAAAAAGUAUCGAGAAAAAGGUUGAGAAAUACUAACAAAUGGAAAAGAGUCGAGGCGAAAAAUAAAAGAUUGAAAGGAGAGCAGUAUGUAAGUAGUGUAUCAAAAACAAAGAAAGUUAUAAGUCAAAAAGUUAUGAAAGAACCUUGCUCUAACAGUUGCAAGUUUAAAUGUUCAAAUAAUAUUUCAAACGAAAAUAGGCAGUCACUUUUUGACACAUUUUGGUUUACUAUAAAUAACUGGGACCAAAGAAGACAAUAUAUUGUUUCAUCUAUAGACAUCAUUCCUGUCAUGCGCCCUCGGAACCGAACUAAUAGUGAAUCGAGUCGCCGCAAAAAUACGCGAAUGUAUCAUUUAAUGCUGAGUGGUACUAGACUUAGAGUCUGCCAGAAGAUGUUUCUAAAUACAUUUUGUGUUACUGAACAAUUUGUGUCAACUUCACUAUCUAAGAUAUCAGGCGUAACAAAUGUUGUAUGUCCAGACCUAAGAGGCAAACACCCGCCAGCAAACAAAACACCUGAAUACGUCAUUGAUGGAAUAAAGGAGCACAUUUCUUCGUUUCCUUUGUACACCUGUCACUACGCUAGAGAACAAACAACUCGUCAGUUUCUUGGGCCGGAACUGAAUAUCACUAAAAUGUAUAAACUCUACGUGAACAAAUGCAAAGAUAAUAAUAUGCCCGACGAUAAAAUACCUAAGAAAUGGCUAUACGAUAAAAUUUUUAACGAACACUUUAAUUUAUCUUUUUAUUUACCUAGUGUUGACACUUGUGAUACAUGUGACAAAUUUGCAGCUAUGUUAAAGUGUGAACAAAAUCCAGAAGAGAUUGAAAAAUUGAAAAAAUUAAACACCGAACACCUUGACGAUGCUACAAACAGGUAUAGGUUAAAGAAACAAGAUAAAGAAACAAGCAAAGGCUCCGAGAGAAAGUCGAUAACGUUAAUGAUGGAUAUGCAAAAAUGUUUAGCCACUCCUUUGCUGACUAAUAGCCAGUCAUUUUAUCUAAGGAAACUCUGGACCUUUAAUGAAACUUUACAAAAUGAUACUGAAAAUAAAUCGUUUUGCAUGAUGUGGGACGAAACCCAAGGAGGAAGAGGUGCAAACGAAGUUGGUUCCUGCAUAAUACAGUGGGUUUUGCAUCACAAGUCCAAUGAAACAAAGGAGAUAACCAUAUGGUCAGAUAAUUGUGCAGGCCAAAACCGUAACAUUGUUCUUAUUUACUGCUAUUUUUGGCUUGUACAAAAUACUGAUUUGAUGACAAUUAAUCACAAAUUUUUGUUACGUGGACACACGCACAGUGAAGCAGACACCGUACAUUCCAUCAUUGAGAGGAAAAAAAAGGAGCUAACUAAUUACGACAUAGCUGUGCCACGAGACUGGCAGCAAUUUGUAAAAGUUUGCAGAAGUCAAAACCCUUUAAUUGUUCACAAUAUGAAUAUCAACAACAUAUACGACUUAAAAAAGCUCAGGAACAAUUUCAACCAGCGACGUAAAAAUACAGACAAUGAGAUGUUUCUCAUUUCACAAUGUGUGUGGAUGCAAAUUCGAAAAGACGAUAAUGGUAUUCUUUUCUAUAAAACGUCUUUUGAAAAUGAAAAUUUUUCUCAAGUGAACCUAAAGAAACAAAUGAGGCAACCAUUGACUCUGCCUACAACGUUGCCAGUUGCCUCCCAAAUCAAUCGUCCAAUUGGUACUAAAAAAUAUAAAGAUUUAAUAACAUUGACUCAGUGGCUUGCAGACCCUGCACUGAAACAUUUCUACGUUGACUUGAUACAUACUGAUCAAGCAGAUCAGAUUGAAGAAGAUUAA
This is a messenger RNA of Diatraea saccharalis (sugarcane borer), 2316 nucleotides long. Lineage: Eukaryota; Metazoa; Arthropoda; Insecta; Lepidoptera; Crambidae. The record is from the annotation of a GenBank genome assembly.